Manis pentadactyla (Chinese pangolin) is the source of this 4409-nucleotide messenger RNA. RefSeq names its product kinesin family member 15 (gene KIF15). NCBI's taxonomy places the organism in Eukaryota, Metazoa, Chordata, Mammalia, Pholidota, Manidae. The record is from RefSeq and is a predicted model, not a curated record. Gene Ontology annotation, molecular function: microtubule motor activity; microtubule binding; ATP binding. Gene Ontology annotation, biological process: microtubule-based movement. The transcript is spliced from 35 exons. Bases 105 to 4328 code for a protein of 1407 amino acids.
CAGGCUGGCGUCAACGUCGACCUGAGCGCCAAAUUCAAAUAUGCCGCCAUUUUGAAAGGGCUGAAUCCAUACGCGCGGCGCCGCCGAAGGUGGGGGCGUAGGCUAUGGUGGUCCCGGGACUGAGGGGUGAGGUCGCCAUGGCGCCCGGCUGCAAAACUGAGUUACGCAAUGUGACAAAUUGUCAGCCUAAUCAGCCAAGUAGUGAAGGUGAUGCCAUCAAAGUUUUUGUGAGAAUUCGUCCCCCUACAGAGGGUUCUGGAUCAGCUGAUGAAGAGCAAAACUUAUGCUUAUCUGUGCUCUCUUCUACAACCAUCCGGCUGCACUUGAACCCUGAGCCCAAGACCUUCACAUUUGAUCACAUUGCAGACAUGGACACCACUCAGGAGUCUGUUUUCUCAAUGGUGGCCAAACAUAUUGUGGAGUCUUGCUUGAGCGGCUAUAAUGGUACCAUCUUUGCAUAUGGACAGACUGGCUCUGGGAAAACAUUUACUAUGAUGGGACCAUCUGAAUCUGACAAUUUUUCUCAUAACCUGAGAGGAGUAAUCCCAAGAAGUUUGGAAUAUUUGUUUUCCUUAAUUGAUCGUGAAAAAGAGAAGGCUGGAGCUGGAAAGAGUUUCCUUUGUAAGUGUUCCUUUAUUGAAAUCUACAAUGAGCAGAUCUAUGACCUCCUGGACUCAGCAUCGGCUGGGCUGUAUCUGAGGGAGCACAUCAGGAGGGGUGUCUUUGUUGUUGGUGCGGUGGAGCAGGUGGUGACUUCAGCUGCUGAAGCCUAUCAGGUGUUGUUGGGAGGCUGGAGAAACAGACGUGUGGCAUCAACCUCAAUGAAUAGAGAAUCUUCUAGGUCUCAUGCAGUCUUUACAGUUACAAUAGAGUCAAUGGAAAAAAGCAACGAGACUGUGAAUAUACGGACUUCUUUACUCAAUAUGGUGGAUUUAGCAGGAUCUGAAAGGCAAAAAGACACCCAUGCAGAAGGGAUGAGAUUGAAGGAAGCAGGUAACAUAAACCGAUCAUUGAGCUGCUUGGGCCAAGUGAUUACUGCACUUGUCGAUAUGGGCAAUGGGAAACAGAGACAUGUGUGCUACAGAGACUCCAAACUCACCUUCUUACUCCGGGAUUCCCUUGGAGGUAAUGCCAAAACAGCCAUAAUUGCAAAUGUUCAUCCUGGAGCCAGGUGUUUUGGGGAAACCCUGUCAACGCUUAACUUUGCUCAAAGAGCCAAGCUGAUUAAAAAUAAGGCAGUGGUAAAUGAAGACACCCAAGGAAAUGUGAGCCAGCUCCAAGCUGAAGUGAAGAGGCUCAAAGAACAGCUUGCUCAGCUUGCUUCAGGGCAGGUGCCACCAGAAAGAUUCCUGAGCACAGACAAAAAUGAGACUAAUUACAUGAAGUAUUUCCAAGAGGCAAUGUUAUUCUUUAAGAAAGCUGAGCAGGAAAAGAAGUCUCUGGUAGAAAAAGUUACCCAACUAGAAGAUCUGACCCUCAAAAAAGAAAAAUUUAUACAGUCUAAUAAAAUGAUUGUGAAAUUCCGUGAGGAUCAAAUAAUGCGCUUGGAGAAGCUUCAUAAGGAGUCUCGGGGAAGUUUUCUGCCUGAGGAGCAGGAUCGUUUGCUGUCAGAAUUAAGGGAUGAGGUUCAAACCCUACGAGAACAAAUAGAGCACCACCCCAGAGUGGCAAAGUAUGCUAUGGAAAAUCAUUCCCUCAGGGAGGAGAAUAGAAGACUGAGAUUAUUAGAGCCCGUGAAAAGAGCCCAAGAAAUGGAUGCCCAGACCAUUGCAGUACUAGAAAAAGCUUUCUCCGAACUAUUUGGCGCAGAAAAAAGUGACAAAAACCAAGUUGCUUCCUUAUUAUCGGGUCAUCAAGGAUUCUCUCCUAAAACUCUGAAAGAGCCAUGUUCAUUAGCAAACACUGAGAAGCUAAAGGCACAACUCCUGCAAAUUCAGACAGAGCUGAACAAUUCAAAGCAAGAAUAUGAAGAAUUCAAGGAGCUAACUAGGAAAAAGCAAUUAGAAUUAGAAUCGGAGCUUCAGUCUUUGCAAAAAGCAAACCUUAAUCUUGAAAACCUUUUGGAAGCAACAAGGGCCUGCAAGCGGCAAGAAGUUUCUCAACUGAAUAAAAUUUGUGCGGAAACACUUAAGAUUAUAACUACACCAACCAAGGCAUAUCAACUUUGGUCUCGACCAGUACCAAAAUUAAGCCCAGAAAUGGGGAGCUUUGGCUCUGUGCACAUUAAGAAUUCUAGCAAAUUAGAUUCUGAUAUCUUAAAUGAGCCAGUACCACUUGAGAUGAGUGAACAAGCUUUUGAGGCCAUUUCUGAAGAGCUUAGAAUGGUGCAGGAACAAAUGAAUGUCCUUCAAGUUAAGUUGGAUGACGAAGAACAUAAAAACCUAAAGCUUAAGCAGUACAUUGACAAAGUAGAGCAUCACUCAGUACAGAUGCAGGAGUUUUUUUGGUCAGAAAGAACUAACUGGACCAAACAGCAGCAAGAGCGUCUCUCACAGUUGAAUGUCAUUGAAAAGCAGCUCCAGGACACGCAAGCUAACAAUGUCUUUUUGAAAAGUGAAGUGCAUGACCUGCGAGUAGUUCUUCAUUCUGCAGACAAGGAGCUCUCUUCGGUGAAACUGGAAUAUUGUUCAUUCAAAGAGAGUCAGGAGAAAGAACUCAACAACCUUUCUGAAAGACACAUGCACAUACAGCUUCAACUCGAUAAUGUCAGAUUAGAAAAUGAAAAGCUUCUUGAGAGCAAAGCCUGCCUACAGGAUUCCUAUGACAACUUACAAGAAGUAAUGAAGUUUGAAAUUGACCAAUUUUCAAAAAACCUCCAAACCUGCAAAAAAGAAAAUGAAACUCUGAAAUCUGACCUGAAUAAUUUGAUGGAGCUUUUUGAGGCAGAAAAAGAUCGCAAUAACAAACUAUUAUUACAAUUUGAAGAAGAUAAAGAAAACAGUUCUAAAGAAAUCUUAGAAGUUCUUGAGGCUGUACGACAGGAGAAACAGAAAGAGAUGGCCAAGUGUGAACAGCAGAUGGCAAAAGUACAAAAACUAGAAGAGAGUUUGUGUGCUACUGAAAAAGUAAUCAGUUCUCUGGAGAAAUCUAGAGAGGCUGACAAGGAAGUUGUAGCUGACCUCAUGAGCCACAUCCAGGAGCUAAGAACGUCAGUUUGUGAGAAAACAGAAAUUAUUGAUACCCUGAAGCAAGAAGUAAAGGACAUAAACUUCCAAUACAGCUCUGUUUUGGUUGACAAAGAAGAGAGCAAAGGCUUGAUUAAGAGACAGGAAAUGGAGAUUCUGGACCUGAGAGAAACCAUUAGACUGAGAAUACUUUCUGAGGACAUAGAGAGGGAUAUGCUCUGUGAGGAUCUGGUUCAUGCCACUGAGCAGCUGAACCUGCUCACUGAGGCCUCAAAAAAGCACUCAGGGCUACUGCAGUCUGCCCAGGAUGAGCUGACCAGGAAGGAGGCCCUGAUCCAGGAACUUCAGCACCAGCUAAACCAGAAGAAAGAGGAAGUAGAACAGAAAAAGAAUGAAUAUAACUUCAAAAUGCAGCAGCUGGAACACGUGAUGGAUUCUGCUGCCGAGCACCCCCAGAGCCCGAGAACACCACCUCAUUUUCAAACACAGUUGGCAAAACUACUGGAAACACAAGAACAAGAGAUAGAAAAUGGAAGAGCUUCUAAGAUCUCUCUGCAACACCUUGUAACAAAGCUAAAUGAAGAUAGAGGGGCCAAAAAUGCUGAAAUCCUCAGAAUAAAGGAGCAGUUGUGUGAAAUGGAAAACCUACGCCUGGAAGCUGAACAGUUGAGAGAGAAAAACUGGCUUUUGCAAGAUCAGCUGGAUGAUAUUAAAAGACAAAGGGACAGUUGCCAACAGAGUCAUCUAGACAGUCAACAACUGAAGAAUGAACAGGAAGAAAUUAUCAAAGAAAGGCUUGCUAAAAAGAAAUUAGUUGAAGAAGUGCUGAAAAUGAAAGCAAACCUAGAGGAAGUCCAGAGUACCCUUCAGAGCAAAGACACAGAAUGCCUUAGAAUGACUGAGGAGGUCGAGCGAACCAGAACUUUAGAGUCUAAAGCAUUCCAAGAAAAGGAACAACUGAGAUCAAAGCUCGAGGAGUUGUAUGAAGAAAAGGAAAGAAUAUUCCAGGAGAAGGAAAUGUUAAGGAAGCAGGUGGAAUGUCUUACUGAAGAAAAUGGAAAGUUGGCAGGUCACCAAAACCUGCAUCAAAAGAUUCAGUACGUAGUGCGGCUAAAGAAGGAAAAUAUCAGACUUGCUGAGGUAUUAGAAAAGCUACGUGUUGAGAAUGUGUUUUUAAAAGAAAAGAAAAAGAACGAAUCUUAAGGAUCCUGGUCAACUACAAGUUUACCUUGUUUGGAAACUUUUUUCCUCUUAAUAAAAGCAAAACCUAUCUUUGUGCACUUA